AAAAAGGAGAACGUUGUUCUUGUGGGCCUUAUGCCAGGUCCAAGCGAAGCCAUGGCAAGCCAUAUAAACCAUUAUCUCCGUCCUCUUGUUGAAGAGCUUAACGAACUCUAUCCAGGUGUUAUUUUGCCUACCGCCCAAUGUCCUUCUGGCGCUGUUGUCCACGCUGCUAUACUUCUUGUCACUUGUGAUAUUCCUGCCGCCCGAAAGACAUGUGGAUUCACUUCACAUGCUAGUACCAACGCUUGCUAUCAUUGCAACUGGAAGUUUACUUGUAUUCCAAAUACAAGUAAGAUAGACUAUUCCGGAUUUGUGUUUUCCGAUUGGGUUCUUAGCACAGAUGAAGACAAUUGCCAUAAUGCUGAGAAGUGGAGAUGCGCAAUAACCAAAGUCGAAAGAAAGCGACUGGAAAAAGAGAAUGGAGUCUGCUGGUCGGAACUCCACUCUCUGAAAUACUUCAAUCUUGUCAAGUGUACACUGAUCGACCCCAUGCAUAACCUCUUCCUUGGGACAGCAAAG
Messenger RNA from Phycomyces blakesleeanus NRRL 1555(-), 516 nucleotides. RefSeq lists its product as hypothetical. The annotation marks the transcript as partial. The transcript has a single exon. The record is from RefSeq and is a predicted model, not a curated record. NCBI's taxonomy places the organism in Eukaryota, Fungi, Mucoromycota, Mucoromycetes, Mucorales, Phycomycetaceae.